AUGUCCUCUUCCUCUUCCCUGCCCACCUCACCACCCCUUAAUCAAGAUGAUUACCAACUUGUUCGGAAACUUGGUCGUGGGAAGUAUAGUGAAGUAUUUGAGGCCAUCAACAUCACCAACAAUGAAAGAGUGGUUGUAAAAAUUCUCAAGCCAGUGAAGAAAAAGAAGAUAAAACGUGAGGUUAAGAUUUUGGAGAACCUUCGUGGUGGAACAAAUAUCAUUAAGCUGAUUGAUACUGUAAAGGAUCCUGUGUCAAAGACACCAGCUUUGGUAUUUGAAUAUAUCAAUAAUACAGAUUUUAAGCAACUCUACCAGAUCCUGACAGACUUUGAUAUCCGGUUUUAUAUGUAUGAACUACUAAAAGCUCUGGAUUACUGCCACAGCAAGGGAAUCAUGCACAGGGAUGUGAAACCUCACAAUGUCAUGAUAGAUCACCAACAAAAAAAGCUGCGACUGAUAGACUGGGGCCUGGCGGAGUUCUAUCACCCUGCUCAGGAGUACAAUGUUCGUGUAGCUUCGAGGUACUUCAAGGGACCAGAGCUUCUUGUGGACUAUCAGAUGUAUGACUAUAGCUUGGACAUGUGGAGUUUGGGCUGUAUGUUAGCAAGCAUGAUCUUUCGAAAGGAACCCUUCUUCCAUGGACAGGACAACUAUGACCAGCUUGUUCGCAUUGCCAAGGUUCUGGGUACAGACGAGCUGUAUGGGUAUCUGAAGAAGUAUCAUAUAGACCUAGAUCCACAUUUCAACGAUAUCCUGGGACAACAUUCACGGAAACGCUGGGAAAACUUCAUCCACAGUGAGAACAGACAUCUUGUUAGCCCUGAGGCCCUAGACCUUCUGGACAAACUUCUGCGAUAUGACCAUCAACAGAGACUGACUGCCAAAGAAGCCAUGGAGCACCCAUACUUCUACCCCGUGGUGAAAGAGCAGUCCCAGCCUUGUGCAGAGAACGCUGUGCUUUCCAGUGGUCUCACGGCAGCCCGGUGAAGACUGGAGAGCGACGGGUCUGUUGCGGUACCUCCCACUUUUCCAUAAGCAGAACAAGAACCAAAUCAAACGUCUUAACGUGUGUAGCGAGAUCACGUUCCGUGAGCAGACACAAAACGGUGGCAGGUUUGGCGAGCACGAACUGAAGGGCAGCCUACCACCGUAUAUCAAACCUCACUUCCGAAUGUAAAAGGUUCACAUGCCUUGACUUCCUGUUGACUUCCUCCCGACCCAGAAAGCAUGGGAAAUGUGAAGGGUAUGCAAAAUGGUUGUUGGUUACUGUUGCUCUCCACGCCCCUUGACGUGUCCUGUGGCCACCUGUUUUUCCAGCAAACCAAGUUAAUUAGCUGACCACAGACACCACAGUGGGGGAAUGGGGGCAAUAUAUGGCAUGACGGGCAGUUACAUAUUAUUUUAAAAGUAUAUAUUAUUGAAUAAAAGGUUUUAAAAGAAA
Messenger RNA from Marmota flaviventris (yellow-bellied marmot), 1441 nucleotides. The record is from RefSeq and is a predicted model, not a curated record. Lineage: Eukaryota; Metazoa; Chordata; Mammalia; Rodentia; Sciuridae.